This is a messenger RNA of Acaulospora colombiana, 256 nucleotides long. The record is from the annotation of a GenBank genome assembly. Lineage: Eukaryota; Fungi; Glomeromycota; Glomeromycetes; Diversisporales; Acaulosporaceae.
AUUGCAACGAAUGCUUUAUGGUGAGGAAGUAACCUACCUUCUGUACUUACCACUAACCCAUCUUCCAGAGAUACGGCACGCAAAUCAACAACUAGGUUGUGACGAGUUUAUGAUGCGCGCGACAUUACAAGAUGGUCUUUGGGAAGUCGGGGGAUAUGAGGAUUGUGCUGCUGCUGAAUUGCUCCCCUUCACGAUGAAGAAGAUACGCACCGCCAAAAAGAAAUUGGGCGACUUAUGGCACAAUGCAUUCGAGUAG